AUGCAUCUUAGUCAUCUUCUAUUGAAAGCCUUAUCAAUAAAAAAUCUUGCUUCAGAAAUUAUUCUUGAGAAUACGACACCAGGAGUGCCAAAAAUUCAAACUGUUUUGGAAUAUUCCCCACAGAUUGCUGAGGUAGACGUACUAGAUAAUGAACAACAAGUAGCAAAACUUAAUGGACGCAGGCCAUUAGUUAUAUGGCAUGGGCUUGGUGAUAAUUAUAAUUCUUCAGGAAUGGUGGAUGUAAUAUCAAUAUUCAAUCAACGAUAUCCUGAUAUGUUUAUCUAUCCAGUAUUUCUAGAUGCGAAACCUUCUAAGGAUCAAGAGAAAACAUUAUUCGGCGAUGCAAAUAAAGAAGUGGAAUAUGUUUGCGAGCAAUUAUCAAGUAUACCUGAAUUGAAACAAGGGUUUGAUGCUAUUGGAUUUUCUCAGGGAGGAUUGUUUAUGAGAGCUUUGAUACAGAGGUGCUCCAGUGUAUCAGUGCACAAUUUGAUAACCUUUGGAUCACCACAUAUGGGUGUUCUGGAACUUCCUACAUGUAAACCUAAUGAUUGGUUGUGUAAAAAAAAGAAUGAAGUCCUUAAGAAGCAAGUGUGGCAUGACAAUAUACAGAAAUCUAUAAUACCUGCUCAAUACUUCCGGGACCCCUACGAAUAUGAUAACUAUGUUUUCCAUUCCAAUUUCUUAGCAGAUGUAAACAAUGAAUUAAUUCAAGAAUUUAACUCAGCGUAUGGAGAGAGGCUUAAUAAAUUGAGUAAAUUCGUUAUGGUCGUUUUUACUAAAGAUACUACCGUGGUUCCCAAAGAAAGUGCCGGUUUCAAUGAUUGGGAUACUGUAUUUGAUAGAACGAUACCAUUUGAUAAAACUUCCUUGUAUGAAAACAAUUUGCUAGGGCUUAAAACUAUGAACGAGAAUGGAAAGCUCGUAUUCUUAGAAAUCGAAGAGGACCAUAUGGUUAUAUCAGACUCGUUUUUAGCUGAUAUUGCUGAGAAAUACAUUGGUGGAUUAUUUUUAUAA
Messenger RNA from Debaryomyces fabryi, 1014 nucleotides. RefSeq lists its product as uncharacterized. Gene Ontology annotation, molecular function: palmitoyl hydrolase activity; thiolester hydrolase activity. Gene Ontology annotation, cellular component: lysosome. NCBI's taxonomy places the organism in Eukaryota, Fungi, Ascomycota, Pichiomycetes, Serinales, Debaryomycetaceae. Bases 1 to 1014 code for a protein of 337 amino acids. The transcript has a single exon. The record is from RefSeq and is a predicted model, not a curated record.